GGGCUGGACAUCAACACCCAAAACUUUGCUGGGUCCACUGCUCUCGAUCACGCGGCGUAUUACGGCAACGAGGACGGCGUGCGGUUUCUGCUCGCGGCCGGGGCGGACCCGGCUGUCGGCGCCGGCGACGAGGUGUGCGGCUGCGUCAAGGCCAUCGGGGAUGCAGACCUGCGGCAGUGCGCCCAAGGGGCCUGCGAGACGGCUCAGCAGGUCGCGGCCAUACAGGAGCUGCUGGGCCGCGGGAACGGGCCCCCUGGGCCGGCCCCACCGACAACGGCGGACGGCGCCGUGGUGACGGAGGACUGCCACUCGCUGCCCACUGUCCUGCAGAUCCUGGAGUGCAGGGCGCUGUCGGGAUAG
This is a messenger RNA of Ostreobium quekettii, 360 nucleotides long. NCBI's taxonomy places the organism in Eukaryota, Viridiplantae, Chlorophyta, Ulvophyceae, Bryopsidales, Ostreobiaceae. The record is from the annotation of a GenBank genome assembly.